AAAAGAUAAUGUCUUUCAAACUGAAAGAAUGGGUUAUAUUAAGAGCUUGAAGCUCUUUAGCUCUAUUAGAGAUGCAAUAUUUGUGGGGUAAUAAUAACCAUGAUCUUUUCCAGGCCAUAUCCAUAAUCAAGGAUAAGCAACGGCGUCAAUGGGCACGUCGGCCGUGCGUGAUGACGACACCAGAAGGCCCCGGCGUGGCGCGUAGCGUAACAUUCCAUUGAGAAGAAGAGGGAAAGAUGGCGUCCUCUAACAAUCCUCGCAAAUUUAGCGAAAAAAUCGCUUUGCAUAAUCAGAAGCAGGCGGAGGAGACGGCUGCGUUCGAGGAAGUGAUGAAAGACCUGAACAUCACCAGAGCUGCGCGGUUGCAGUUACAGAAGACCCAGUAUUUGCAACUAGGGCAGAAUCGUGGACAGUACUAUGGAGGCUCACUGCCCAAUGUCAAUCAGAUUGGAAAUGGCAACAUUGACCUGCCUUUUCAGAACUCGGUGCUGGAUACCAGUCGGACAACCAGGCACCACGGGCUGGUGGAGCGGGUUUACCGUGACCGCAACCGCAUCACAUCUCCUCACCGCCGGCCACUGUCAGUCGACAAACAUGGACGUCAAAUUGACAGCUGUCCUUACAGCUCAGUUUACCUCUCCCCGCCGCCAGACACUAGCUGGAGAAGGACAAACUCGGACUCUGCCUUACACCAGAGCGCCAUGAACCCGAAGCCCCAGGAGGUUUUUGCCGGCGGAUCACAGGAGCUGCAGUCUAAACGAGUACUGCUGCUAACAGUGCCUGGGACGGAGAAUUCAGAGUCGAAUGCAGACAAGGACGCACAAAAACAGCUGUGGGACGACAAGAAGGAUGAUUCAUCAAAUUCCAACACGUGUGAUGUCCCAGGAAUCAACAUAUUCCCAUCGCCAGAUCAGGAGUUGAACCCGUCCGUGCUCCCGGCUGCACACAACACCGGCGGUUCGCUGCCCGAUCUGACCAACAUCCAGUUCCCUCCUCCGCUGUCAACUCCGCUGGACCCCGAGGACACCGUGGCCUUCCCCUCCCUCAGCUCAGCCAACAGCACGGGCAGCCUGACCACUAACCUCACCCACCUGGGCAUCAGUGCUGCCAGCCACGGGAUCCCCACCUCCUCUCCGUCCACCAUGACGGUAACGGCACAGCGCCGACAGCCACCGGUGGUGCCCCUCACUCUCACCUCUGACCUCCAUCUUCAACAGUCUCCACAACAGCUCUCACCCACCCUCUCCUCACCCGUUAACAUUCCACAGGCCGUCCCAACAGAGUCUCUGACCCUGGAGCAGCAGCUCUCCCAGUACCCGCUGUUCAACCAGCUGACCGCUCAGGCCCAGGCACAGCUGCUCAGCGACCUCCAGAAGCAGCAGGCCCUACCGCAGGGCAUCCAGCUCAUCACCUUGCCAACUCUGGCUUCCACCGGCACGGCCACCGCCAGCAGCCCAUCCCCGGACAGCCAGACCACCGCCAGCAUCAGCAUCAGCUCGUACCGCAAUCAGACUGGCUCACCAGCCACUCAGUCUCCAACCUCCCCCGUCUCCAAUCAAGGCUUCUCCCCCGGAGGCUCGCCUCAACACAUCCCUGUGGUGGGCAGUAUAUUCGGCGACUCGUUUUACGAUCAGCAGUUGGCGUCGAGGCAGACGAACGCUCUCUCUCACCAGCUGGAGCAGUUCAACAUGAUCGAAAGCCCCAUCAGCUCCAACAGCCUUUACAACCAGUGCUCCACCCUCAACUACACACAGGCGGCCAUGAUGGGCCUCACUGGGAGCAACCUGCAGGACUCGCAGCAGCUUGGCUACAGUAGCCACGGCAACAUCCCCAACAUCAUCCUCACAGUAACAGGUGAGUCUCCGCCGAGCCUCUCCAAAGAGCUGACCAACUCUCUGGCCGGCGUCGGCGACGUCAGCUUCGACGCAGACUCUCAGUUUCCUCUGGACGAGCUGAAGAUCGACCCGCUCACCCUGGACGGACUGCACAUGCUCAACGACCCGGACAUGGUGCUCACCGACCCGGCCACCGAGGACACGUUCAGAAUGGACAGGCUGUAACGUGAGCCGCCGCCGACCGUGGCCAGGAAACACAGAGGAGGAAAAAAACAGAAAGAAAGAAAGAAAGAAAAUAAAAUAAAAACACUAACUUGUGAAUGGAGAGAAACAAAAAGGGCAGGAUGAACCCUCUCCCUCGUUGCAUGGCCGUCCAGCUGUCCGACCUCGCCCUCGACUCCGUGAAGCCCUCCGAAAUGAUGCGCCACCAAGUGACAACAGGGAAAAAGACAUCCAGUGGCUUGCCAGGGAAUGGCCUCGCUGUCGUUUUGAGUGAGAUUGGUCGCUCAGCGCUUUCGCUAGCCUACUGUGUUUACAGUGUACCAUUACAUGCCACAUAUAUUCCAAAAAAAGAAAAAAAAAGAAAACGCACAUUUGACUUUUUUUUUUUUUUCAUAUCCACUUUAAUAUUUAUUGAUAUUUGCUUGUAGCAGGAAGCUACUAGGACAUUGGGUUAAACCGUACCUGUCAUAAAAGGCUGUGUUUAGAGAGAAGAAGAAGAAGAAGAAGAAAACUAAACAGCCAGUUUGCGCGUAUCCUGCAGCGGAAUAAACCGGUUUUCCCAUCGUGCCAUGACAGCUUUCUACUUCACUCUCAAAGCUUUAUUCUCAACAACCAAAUGUUAUUUUUACCAUGUACUGUAUGUUUUUACGCGCCAUUGUUGUAUUUAUACGUUUAUUUAUUUAAUUUAUUUAAUUUAUUUGGUUAAAAGGUUUUAUAUUCCAUUUCAUAAUUUUCAAAAUUUGAUGCCAAAAUGUCGUCUGUAGGCAUAGUGUAUAAAUUGCACUGGUGUAAUUUGUGUCUAUUUAUUAAUUACUAACAUAUUUAUCUAUGUGUUUGUUAAGCUACUUGGUUAACGAAGGAGUGCAAAACCUCCCCAUAGUUGCUCUUUGGUGUUCGAUGUGCCAUUCUCUGAUAGGUCGACGUUUUCAUGCUGCAGCCCAGCAGUCAGAUCCAAAUAUCGCAAAAUGUUGUUAGCACCGCUCCACGACCAUGUCGCGUGCUUCAGAAAUUGAAUUAUUAUUAUUAUUGUUUAUUUUUAUUCUGAGAAAAAUCAUCAGGUAUUUCUAUUCAACUAGAACGCAAAGGGGGGAAAAACGUCCAAAUUCAUUGUCUGAUCCUGUCUAUGUCUACAUAUCUACAUAUUUAUAUAUAUAUAUAUAUAUAGAUAUAUAGACAUGUUCAGACUGAGCUCCUUCUCGGCGUAGGAAGGCGUCUCUUUUUAAAACCACUAAAAUCUUAACUCUUUUUAAGUCGUCACUGUGAAAUCACCUGAUUUUGCCUUACAGGAGUUAUUCUACUGUUCUUCUAAAGUGUCUGACGUGACAACGUAUUUUCGUAACUUAUUGUAACAUUUUCUUGUAUUUGCGAGGAACUUUUUGGUCAGUGGUGUUUGUGGUUAUGUUGUGUAAGGUUUGACAAAUCAAUGUACUGUAUUUUGUAGCGGUACACUUUAUAGCCAAAUUGUUGAUGUUUUUUUUAAAAGUUAUAGCGGGGCAAAAAAAGGGAGGAAGGGGAGGGGGGAUUGAAAAAAAAGCAUAUCUAUAUAUAGAUAUAGAUAUAUAUAUAUAUCAACAGAGGGUUUAAAGGUUUUGAGAAGGAAGGUGCAAUUAUGGGGAGGCUUUUUGCUCCUGGACAGGGAAGCUCUAACAAAAACUGACCGUGACUCGUGGGUCAUGAGGUUGAUGGUUGAUGGAAGUGUGUUCAACUGUAUCACGGUGGUUGUUUUGUUUUUUUUGUUUUUUUGUAAAACGCAAACUUUUACGCCUAUAAAUAUAUUUUUAUUGUGCGUUUACUCCAUGUGGUAAACUCGAAUACGUCAGUGCGCAGAAAGAUUAUGAGCGUAUUUAUGCUUUAACAAGUAUUGCAUGCGCCAAUGUCUGACUGAUUGAGUUCAGUCUCGACACAAAACAAAAAUAUGGCGACAAUUGGUCCAAAAUCAUGUCAACUGUUUACAUUAAAUCAUCUUUAAUGAUGCCUGUUGAUCCUUUUUUUUAUUUUUAUUAACCAUAAGUUGAAAGUGUAGCCGGUCAGUCUGCCUCGGCCUUUUUGUCAGAGUUUCCCUGAGAGUCAUGUGUGCGUCUGUGGGAUACUGUAAUGUUUGUGUACAGACUUGCUAAUAUUUUUACUCACCUCUAAGCGCUGAUGGGAAGAGUGCCCCAACUACCCCCAUCCCCACCCCACCAACCCCUCCACCCAACAGAAAAAGGAAUCACGUAUGAUUUUACCUCUACAGUCGGACUUUGAGUUGAAGUGUACGUUGUCUGCUGUAAACCUCUUAUCCACGCUGCUUUUGUUUGCCUUCAACAGAUGUGUGAUUCCUAUGCAAAUGAGACGAUGAAAAAAGAAAAAGAAAAUGAUGAACCUUAAAGGAAAAAUCCACCUUUUUAUUUUUAUUGCUGGAUUCAUCCCAGCUGGAUCCCAUCCCGAGAGGCUCGUACCUCCUUAACAACGCUUUCAAUCCGCUAUAGUUCAGUCAGAGCCUCAGAAGACCAAUUAGGUGCAGGCCACAUACAGAAUAUGAUCAAGGGCUCCGUAGUCUCCUUUAAAAAUGUCUAUUUUGUGUAUUUUCCAGACAGCAGCGUCACAGCUCUGCUUUAGUGAGUCAGACGGAGGAGGAUUGUGUCGCGGUGGCGUUAUGACAAUCAACGAGUGAAAUCGUACCCUGAAGUAGAAAUCAAAGGAACACCCUGACAGAGGAGGAUGAAUCCAGCUUUAUUUAUUUUCAUUUAUUUAUUUUAAGUUAUACCGCUUGGUAUUUUCUUUUUGUAAAUUCGUUCCCCCGUGUCUGCUGGUUGCUGCUCUGGAGGAGCUGAUGUCAAACCUGACUUAGUUGUUGGUGUCAAAAUAUCUGUUAAACAUUCCUCACAAGAGGAAGAAGAAAAAAAAAAUAGAAACGCACACAGAAAAAAAAAUGUACCUUAAACUUUUGUGACUGACGUUGGAUUUUUCCUUUAAGUCUCUGAAUCAAAUGUGUAGAGCUCGUCCUCUACGGGUUAAAUGUUUCCAAAAAAACAAAACAAAAAAAACCCAAAAAAGAUAAAAAGUGUUUCACUGUUGUGUUGCCGAUAAUGAUGCCAGUGGUUUGAGCUUUCCUGCCACCUCCCUCCUUUCAUCCUGCUGACAGCCGAGUCCUUCACACUGACCUUGUACAUACGCUAUAGCUGAAACUAAAUGCAUGACUAAACCGACGGUCCAAACCUCUGAAUGAAGGCCUCCUGUAGCGCCGAGGGUUUGAUUCGUGUAACGCUGCCACAGAGUCUAAAGGGAUGCAUGUAUGGGUUUUCUCCUGUGCGACAGUGAACUCCUGUGUACCUCCAUCUCUGUACAAUGAUAAAAGAAUGUAUUUUCUGCGUCUUGGUUUUAGCCAAAUGUGUCCCGUCACAGUCGGAUCAGGCUUCUUCUCCUCCUCCUCUACUCAUCCUCCUCUUCUUCUCUCUGAGGAAUCAGGCUGCUGCUUGUUUCCACUCUUUCUAUCUAUCUUCCUACUGUAGCAUCUCUUCCCACGAUCCGGCCCCUCUUUUCUUUUCCCCCCUCUUUCCUGAUACAAAUGGAAGCAGGUUCUGUCUUGCAAAAAAACAAAAAAACAAAAAAAACAAGGUUUGCAGACUGGCACAUGCACUGAUCGUAUAAUGGACUUGAAGCUUUUGCAUUACGCAGCCAACUGCAUGACAUGACACAUUGAUUCUCCUCCCAUGUUAUGUAUAGGACUUCAAUCUCGCUAUGCUGCAGUACUGUAGUGGUUUUAAAAAAACAAAAAACAUCGCAUUUAUUUUUUAUUUUCAUUUGUCCUCGUUGCCUAUCAUGUUACGUUCUGGACUGAGUAAAGAGUAAGAAUUCUGUUUUUGUUUUUCUGUUGUUUUUUUUUUCUUCAGUUUGUUUCUUUACCAUUUCUCUUUUUUUUUUUUACGUGCAAUGUUUAGUCCACUAGUUUGCUUCGCACUUUAUUUGUGACUUCCUGGCUUUCGAGCAGGGACUGUUGUGCCCGACGUGAAUGCUGACUGUUUCUCACACCAGAUGUAUAACUCCGGAGAUAUUUUUUGUGUCAAAAGAAAAGAUGAAUUCUCUACUUUCCUUUGUAAAAUAUAUUUUGGCUUGUCUUGUUUUUUUUUUUCUUUUUUUUAUCUGAGAAGAUUUUAGGGGAUGCAAAACUAGAAAGGGCUUACUCCAGUGCAGCUUGUGUUGGAAAGGAAUCGGUGCUCCGAAUGUAUUUCUUUGUAAACCGCCCCCCUACACAUGCACACACAUUAAGGUCACGUGACACUGAUUGGCGUUCAAUUGCAAUCUUAAAAAUACUCAAAGUGGAGCGUUUUCCACCUUAACUUUAAAAUACUGCCGCUAAUUGUUCAGUGCUGCGGCAUAGUCUCACGUAUUAUCUCGUCUCCAGCUCACCAGGCUUCACCCCAGUGUUUCCAGAGGCCAGAUGGGAGAAAACAUGCUGUGCUGGACAAGAGUUAUCUUCUGUUUCUUUCUUUUUUCUUUUCUUUUUAAAAUCUGGUGUGCAUUAAAAGGUUAGAAAUGAAUUUAAUAAAACACUCAACAAGGGUAUUAGAUGUAUUAGCUUCAAGCCAGGCAGCUAAGAAACCUUAGGAUAAAGGUAGAGGAUGUUAAAAAAAAAAAGCUUUUUGGCAUUUAAUUUCACAAAAUGUGUCAAGUCCGAGACUAAACACUGAAACCUGGAAACUUCUCAUUGGAAGCUGGAGGUCCAUUUUUCAAGCGUGAGAUGCACAGAUCACGUGACAGUAUUAUUAUUUUUUUACGUCUAGUCGACAGUGUAGCUGAAGCUCAUUUUUGCUCGUUUUUGGUCCGAGGCUCCGUUUAAUUUAAAUUACUUCCCAGCACAGCCUUAUUUCUCUUUCUUUUUUCGUUAAAAAGCUACAUUUUGUCUCGAGCUGUAAACGGCAAGAAGACGAGCGUGAGGCUCAAACAGGAGUCCUGUGUUUGAGGAUGUGUCCUCAGUCCCGGAAUAAAACGGAAAAGAGUUGCUGCUCCAUCUGUACUGCUUGUUCCCAGAGUGUUUUAGGCCUGAAUUAAAUCUCCCUUUAAUAACCCGGGGUUUUCUAAAUACAGUUCAUUGAAACUUGUACAAGUCUCUGGAAAAAAAAAAACAAAAACAAAACUAAUUUUCAGUUCCACUUAGAGCUUAUAGUAAGAAUAGCAUUAUAUCACUGUUGUCCUGUAAGUCGUAGUAAAAGACCUGUAGUUAUUUAUUUGUUGCCAUGUGAUUCUCCUUAUGUGAACCAUUUGUUUAUAAGAUGAAAGAAAAAUGUCAAUUAAAUUGAAUGUGGAAGACAGA
Molecule: messenger RNA, 7350 nt
Organism: Mugil cephalus (flathead mullet)
Lineage: Eukaryota; Metazoa; Chordata; Actinopteri; Mugiliformes; Mugilidae
Gene: crtc1b
Product: CREB regulated transcription coactivator 1b
Exons: 14
Coding region: 237-2060 (607 amino acids)
Biological process (GO): positive regulation of transcription by RNA polymerase II; protein homotetramerization
Cellular component (GO): cytoplasm; nucleus
Molecular function (GO): cAMP response element binding protein binding
Source: RefSeq, a predicted model, not a curated record